AUGGAAAGAUCGAGAAAAGAAAAUUCUUCUGAUAGCUUACCAGGACACAUCCUACUGACUAAGAAUCGUGGGAAUGUUCAGGCUUCCUCAACCGAAGAGGAGGAUUAUCUAAAAAUGAUCACAGGAUCUAUUGACGAAGAGACCGCUUAUUGGGGUACACCAUACGAGGCUAGGAUAGAGAAAGAGAACAAAACGUCGUGA
Messenger RNA from Funneliformis caledonium, 201 nucleotides. The record is from the annotation of a GenBank genome assembly. Lineage: Eukaryota; Fungi; Glomeromycota; Glomeromycetes; Glomerales; Glomeraceae.